Molecule: messenger RNA, 737 nt
Organism: Cucurbita maxima (winter squash)
Lineage: Eukaryota; Viridiplantae; Streptophyta; Magnoliopsida; Cucurbitales; Cucurbitaceae
Product: V-type proton ATPase subunit G-like
Exons: 4
Coding region: 210-539 (109 amino acids)
Biological process (GO): proton transmembrane transport
Cellular component (GO): vacuolar proton-transporting V-type ATPase complex
Molecular function (GO): proton-transporting ATPase activity, rotational mechanism
Source: RefSeq, a predicted model, not a curated record
GUCUAGCGAAGAAGAAUCGUGUUCCUCGCGACCGCGUAGUUUUGCUCUGAAAAGUUAUAUUAAAAUCCAUCGCACCACAAAUCUCGCUUCUUCCUUCUUUUUCUUCUACACUUUCCGUCUAAAGAGCGCCCCGAUUUCAUCUGAGUUUUCCGAUUUCUUCGCUCCGGGAAAAUCUCCAAUUUACAGUCAUUUUCUUUUUAUAGGAGAAUAUGGCAACUAGGGGUCAAGGUGGUAUCCAACAAUUGCUUGCUGCAGAGCAAGAAGCUCAGCACAUUGUCAAUGCUGCCAGAAAUGCAAAAUUGGCUAGACUGAAACAAGCCAAAGAAGAGGCUGAAAGGGAAAUUGCUGCAUAUCGUGCCCAAGUCGAGUCUGAAUUCCAAAGAAAACUCACUGAGAGUAGCGGAGAUUCAGGAGCUAAUGUUAAGCGGCUCGAAGUUGAGACAGAUGUAAAGAUUCAAAACCUGAAAGAAGAGUCUGCUAGAAUUUCACACGAUGUUGUGAACAUGCUCCUGAAGCAUGUGACAACCGUGAAAAAUUGAACUUCUUGAUCUUAAAAGGUUGCAGUAAGAACCUCUAAAUUAUGUUAUUCUUUUUGUGGUGCCUGGAAACGGCUUAAAUUGCAUGUGUAUUAUGGAGAUGAAAUCCUUUCCUUUGUAUGGAAUCAGCAUUUUGCAGACUGCACUCUGUUGUUGAAUAAAACAUAAUUUCAUUCAAUGUUACAGUGCUAUGUUUUAUCA